AUGGAAAAUUCGUGGCAGCCGUAUUUGAAGUCGGCCGACGAUGUCUGGUCGCAGAAAACUGACCGCGCCGAGAGAAGACGAGCUCAGAACAGGCUGGCUCAACGCGCUCAACGAGCAAGGAAAGUCCACAAGCAGGCAGUCCAGCAGUGCCGGCAGCACAGUCAAGAAAGUAGUUCCUCGGCAAGUGCGAAUACCAACGGUCAGCAAAUGGACAUCGUUAAGACACAUGCCAAAGACAAUAAGUCUACAAAUCAAAAAAUACCCAGUCCUGCUACAGACGCUCACUUUCUCAUUCUCCCGGCUUUUCGGACCUAUGAAGCCUUUGAUUGCAUCUACUCCAUUCUCAAGCUAGAAUGCUCCUACACUGUCGCCAUUCAUGUUCCACAGUCAAUCCAGGCACCCAACCCCCUAAAACCGAUAUGGGAACAGCUAAAUAUUCCGCACAUGAUGUUCAUUGAUCUGCUUCCCUGGCCCUCGCUGCGCCGCAACCUGAUCUUGGCUAAUGGCAUCAUGGAUGAUCACGGGUUCAUGACCGAUAUGAAUUCGGACAAGCUCCGGGUCUGGGGAACGACACCCUGGGAUCCGAUGGGAUGGGAAGUUAGCGAGGAGUUUUUGAACAAAUGGUGGUUUCUUUUAGAUGAAAAUAUUCUGCGUGUGACCAACUUUUGGAGGAGACAAAGAAAGGAGAGUGAAUUGACUUUUCCGGAGCAUUCGUUGACUGGGCAAAAAAUGAGGGUUUCUUGA
This is a messenger RNA of Talaromyces rugulosus, 744 nucleotides long. RefSeq lists its product as uncharacterized. Gene Ontology annotation, biological process: regulation of DNA-templated transcription. Gene Ontology annotation, molecular function: DNA-binding transcription factor activity. The record is from RefSeq and is a predicted model, not a curated record. The transcript is spliced from 2 exons. Lineage: Eukaryota; Fungi; Ascomycota; Eurotiomycetes; Eurotiales; Trichocomaceae. Bases 1 to 744 code for a protein of 247 amino acids.